Messenger RNA from Cherax quadricarinatus, 622 nucleotides. The record is from RefSeq and is a predicted model, not a curated record. Lineage: Eukaryota; Metazoa; Arthropoda; Malacostraca; Decapoda; Parastacidae.
AGAAUAACAGACUUUUUAUGAGAAAAUGGUAUUUAGUUUAGGUAGUUUAAAAAAAAAAAGAAUAAAUUGAAAUAAAGGUAUAGUACAUGUUCAGUAUUCAAAUAUUCUCCACUUUUUAAUAUGAACAGUAUUAAAGGGGGCAACUAAUCACAACAUACCUUCAAGUUUUAAAUAUUUGGACAAUGUUAUGUUUUGCCCUGCAUCAUUGUCAGGCUGUGUACAAAGAUUACUGCCCUCCAUAUAUUAUGCUGUAUUACCUAAUCUGCUUUGUCCUUGUGAGUGGUUGGAGUGUCAUCACUCACUAUACUUGUCAGAAUUAAAUUUAGGUUUACCAUUGAGCUAUAAAGUGCUUAUCUGUUUUCUCAGACCCCCUCCUACGCCACUCCACCAACAAGACAUUAAGCCACCCAAGAUUCCCAUUAGGGAGAGACCUCUGCCUCCAUCACCACCACCACGACAAGAAACUAAACCGACCAAAGUUGCUGUAAGGGAGAGAGUUGACAGAUUUGGUCGCAUACGAAAAGACAGCAACCACAGUAUAUCCAGGUCCAGAUCCAGGUCCAGAUCUAGAUCUAGAUCUGGCUCACGACCAAGAGGAAGGUAAGAUGGUGCUAUUUUAUCA